CGGGGCCCGGAGGGGGCUUCGGAGGAGCCGGGUUCAGCCGCGCGGCCCGACACCCCCGCGCGAUCGCGGGGCGGGGGCGGGACCGAGGGGCGCGUGCGAGAGCAGAGCGGGCCAGGGCGACGGAAACGAGAGCUUUUUAAUUAGGAACGAAACGCGACCCACGCGGCGGGCCCGGACCCGCGUGAGAACUGUCGGCGCGCGCGCCCGGAUCCCGGGAAGUCGCGGAGCCCGGAGGCAGCCGCCCCGUCUUCGGCCCGGCUGGGGCUCGAGCUGCAGCGCGACGCGAUGCGCGGGCAGGGCGGGGGACGGUCACCUCGCCUCCUGGGCCACCUGGGUCCUUUUAAAGUGUCCGGGGUGCGGGCCCCCGGGCGGGAGUGCGGCGCACUGAAUGUUCCCUUAAAGGGCCAGUUCCGAGCUGCGCCGGGAGGGGGGAGGGGGGAGAGCCAGAAGUGAGGUGAAGACCGGGAAGGCCGCGGAGAGCCCCCCAAUCCCGCGCCGAGGCGGCGGCGGCGGCGGCGGCGGCGCGACGAUGAGGAUGAUGAAUACAUUGCAAAGUUUUUUUGGCCCCGGCGAGGGGUGUCAGAUUGAGUGCUCUGUGCGCAUGUGCGAAGGUGUCCAAACUGACAAUGCUGGGGAGAUGAAGAUAGUGUGUAGCUGCUUCUGGGCUCAAGGAGGAGGAGAGAGAUUCCGCGAGCCGACACCAUGCGAUCCAAGGCGAGGGCGCGGAAGCUAGCCAAAAGUGACGGAGACGUUGUAAAUAAUAUGUAUGAGCCUGACCCGGACCUGCUGGCCGGCCAGAGUGCCGAGGAGGAGACCGAGGACAGCAUCCUGUCCCCCAUCCCCAUGGGGCCGCCGUCCCCCUUCCCCACCAGUGAGGACUUCACCCCCAAGGAAGGCUCGCCCUACGAGGCCCCUGUCUACAUUCCCGAAGACAUUCCCAUCCCGCCAGACUUGGAGCUGCGGGAGUCCUCCAUCCCCGGGGCCGGCCUGGGGAUCUGGGCCAAGCGGAAGAUGGAAGUCGGGGAGAGGUUUGGCCCCUACAUGCUGGCGCCCCGGGCCGCGCUGAAGGAGGCAGACUUUGGAUGGGAGCCGAUGCUGACAGCUACGGAGGUGUCAUCCCAGGAAGGCUGCAUCAAGAAGAUCUCUGAGGACCUGGGCAGUGAGAAGUUCUGUGUGGAUGCCAGCCAGGUGGGGGCCGGCAGCUGGCUGAAGUACAUCCGAGUGGCAUGCUCCUGUGACAACCAAAACCUCACCAUGUGCCAGAUCAACGAGCAGAUUUACUAUAAAGUCAUUAAGGACAUCGAGCCAGGCGAGGAGCUGCUGGUGCACGUGAAGGAAGGCGCCUACUCGCUGCGUGCAGUGCCGCCCGGCCUGGAUGAGGGGCCCACGUUCCGCUGUGAGGAGUGUGAUGAGCUCUUCCAGUGCAAGCUAGACCUGCGGCGCCACAAGAAGUAUGCAUGCAGCUCCGCAGGGGCCGCGCUGUUCGAGGGCCUGGGGGACGAGCUCAAGCCUGAGGGCCUGGGCGGCGGGCAGGCUCACGAAUGCAAGGACUGCGAGCGAAUGUUCCCCAACAAAUACAGCCUGGAGCAGCACAUGAUUGUCCACACGGAGGAGCGGGAAUACAAGUGUGACCAGUGUCCCAAGGCCUUCAACUGGAAAUCCAACCUCAUCCGCCACCAGAUGUCCCACGACAGCGGCAAGCGCUUCGAAUGUGAAAACUGCGUGAAGGUGUUCACGGACCCCAGCAACCUGCAGCGGCACAUCCGCUCGCAGCACGUCGGCGCCCGGGCCCACGCCUGCCCAGAUUGCGGGAAGACCUUUGCCACGUCCUCCGGCCUGAAGCAGCACAAGCACAUCCACAGCACGGUCAAGCCUUUCAUAUGUGAGGUCUGCCACAAGUCCUACACGCAGUUCUCCAACCUGUGCCGGCACAAGCGGAUGCACGCUGACUGCCGCACGCAGAUCAAGUGCAAGGACUGCGGGCAGAUGUUCAGCACUACCUCGUCCCUCAACAAGCACCGGCGCUUCUGCGAGGGCAAGAACCAUUACACGCCAGGCGGCCUGUUCACCCCGGGCCUGCCCCUGACCCCCAGCCCCAUGAUGGACAAGGCCAAGCCCUCGCCCAGCCUCAACCACGCCGGCCUGGCCUUCAGCGAGUACUUCCCCUCCCGGCCGCAGCCUGGCGGCCUGCCCUUCUCCGCCGCCCCGCCAGCCUUCCCUGCGCUCACUCCCGGCUUCCCAGGCAUCUUCCCUCCGUCCCUGUACCCCCGGCCGCCUCUGCUGCCUCCCACGCCGCUGCUCAAGAGCCCCCUGAACCACACCCAGGACGCUAAGCUGCCCAGCCCCCUGGGCAACCCGGCCCUGCCCCUCCUGUCCGCGGUCAGCAACAGCAGCCAGGGUGGCACGGCAGGCACUGGGCCGGAGGAGAAGUUCGAGAGCCACCUGGAGGACGUGUUCACGGACAAGGCCAAGGCCCGGAGCCCCGACAUGUCCGACGGCAGCGACUUCGAGGACAUCAACACCACCACAGGCACCGACCUGGACACCACCACGGGCACGGGCUCAGACCUGGACAGUGACGUGGACAGCGACCGCGACAGGGCCAAGGACGACGGAGGCAAGCCCGAGCGUGGGGGCGGCUCCGCAGCCCCAGGGGCCGCCAGCAUGGCAGAGGCGCCCGUCUUCUACGCGCAGCACUCCUUCUUCCCGCCGCCUGAGGAGCAGCUGCUGGCCGCCUCGGGCGCCCCCGGCGACUCCAUCAAAGCCAUCGCGUCCAUUGCUGAGAAGUACUUCGGGCCCGGCUUCGUGGGCAUGCAGGAGAAAAAGCUGGGCUCGCUGCCCUACCACUCCGUCUUCCCCUUCCAGGUCCUGCCCAACUUCCCGCACUCCCUCUACUCCUUCACGGACCGCGCCCUCGCGCACAACCUGCUGGUCAAGGCCGAGCCCAAGUCGCCCCGGGACGCCCUCAAGGUGGGCGGCCCCAGUGCCGAGUGCCCCUUCGACCUCACCACCAAGCCGAAAGAGACGAAGCCCACCCUGCCCACGCCCAAGGCGCCCUCAGCCCCCGUGUCUGGCGAGGAGCAGCCGCUGGACCUGAGUAUCGGCAGCCGGGCCCGCGCCAGUCAGAAUGGGGGCGGCCGGGAGCCCCGCAAGAACCACGUGUACGGCGAGCGGAAGCCGGGGCCUGGCGAGGGGCUGCCCAAGGUGUGCCUGGCUCAGCUGCCGCAGCAGCCGUCUCUGCACUACGCCAAGCCCUCGCCCUUCUUCAUGGACCCCAUCUACAGCAGGGUAGAAAAGCGGAAGGUGACGGACCCCGUGGGUGUCCUGAAGGAGAAGUACCUGCGGCCGCCCUCGCUGCUCUUCCACCCCCAGAUGUCAGCCAUCGAGACCAUGACAGAGAAGCUGGAAAGCUUUGCGGCCAUGAAAACGGACUCGGGCGGCUCCCUGCAGCCCCUACCCCACCACCCCUUCAGCUUCCGGUCCCCACCCUCAACGCUCUCGGACCCCAUCCUCAGGAAGGGCAAGGAGCGGUACACAUGCAGGUACUGUGGCAAGAUCUUCCCCAGAUCGGCCAACCUCACCAGACACCUGAGGACGCACACCGGGGAGCAGCCAUACAGGUGCAAGUACUGCGACCGCUCCUUCAGCAUCUCCUCCAACCUGCAGCGGCACGUGCGCAACAUCCACAACAAGGAGAAGCCCUUCAAGUGCCACCUGUGCAACCGCUGCUUCGGCCAGCAGACCAACCUGGACCGGCACCUGAAGAAGCACGAGCACGAGGCCGCGCCAGCGGGCCAGCACCCCGGGGUCCCCACCAACCACCUGGGCACCAGCGCCUCCUCCCCCACCUCCGAGUCGGACAACCACGCACUUUUAGAUGAGAAAGAAGACUCCUAUUUCUCUGAGAUCAGAAACUUCAUUGCCAACAGUGAGAUGAGCCAGGCGUCAACGCGGACAGACAAACGGCCGGAGAUCCAGGAGCUGGAUGUCGACCCCCAGUGUCCAGGCCUGGCCAGCGAGAAGCCGGAGGACGUGGAGGAGGAGGAGGAGGAGGACCUUGAGGAGGAUGAGGAGGACAGCCUGGCGGGGAAGUCCCAGGAUGAGGCCGUGUGCCCCACACCUGAGCCCCAGGGCGUCUAUGAGGACGAGGAGGAUGAGGAGCCACCCACUGCCCUGGCCGUGGGCUUCGACCACACCCGAAGGUGUGUUGAGGAGCGAGAAGGCGGCCUGUUAGCCUUGGAGCAGACGCCGACCUUUGGGAAGGGGCUGGACCUCCGCAGAGCAGCUGAGGAAGCAUUUGAAGUUAAAGAUGUGCUUAAUUCCACCUUAGAUUCUGAGGCUUUAAAACAGACCCUGUACAGGCAGGCUAAGAACCAGGCGUAUGCAAUGAUGCUGUCCCUCUCCGAGGACGCGCCCCUCCACGCCCCUGCCCAGAGCUCGCUGGGCGCUUGGCUGAACAUAACAGGAGCCUCGUCAGAGUCUGGAGCCUUCAACCCCAUCAACCACCUCUGAGGGGCCGGGCCCCACAGUCCAGAGCCAGAGCGUCUGCUGCAGGGCGGAGGGAGGCCAGGGAGAAGCCUGACCACCGGCCGCGACACUCCACCCUCCACGACCCAGCACUGACUUCCCGGACGAGAACUCAAACUCCAGCAGUCCCCAAGCAGCGGCCGGCAGAGCUUCCCUGUCUGCAAGGGCCGGCCCCAAGGACACCGUUCCAUCAGACCCCAUCACAGGAACUGCCUGGAGGACGCGUGCUGGGAGUGUGGAGUCUCAUCCGCAGCGGCCAGUUCCAGGCGCCGGCCUGGCUGGAGGAGGGACAGAGGAUGCGGAUGUGUGCUGGCGAUGGGGAUCUCUCUUGCCAACAAUUUUCAUAAUGAAAGUGACAAGAAUAACCCUUUUGGUAAUCGUAUUGACUACAGAGUCUAUUUAAGCAUGUGGGUUUUAAAAAUAGACGGUAUUUUUUAAAAAUCAAAAAAAUGACUUGCAAAUUGUUUUUUAAAAGUAAUUUUGCAUUGCUUUGAAAUUUCAGCUUAUUUGCAAACCCAAACCUGCCUGGGCGACCACACCAGGCUCGGGUGUGUCCUUUAUACUGUAGAUAACGGAGAAUUUUCUAUUUCUGAUCCUAUUUGUACAAGCCAAGGUGAUUGGGUGCCCUGGAACCGGAAGGAGGGCUGUGGAGCCACUCUGGAAGUGCGCAGACUCUGCCAGGGACCCUUAGGCGCCCCCGUGUGGCCUGCGGAGGGAUCCACAGGCCCCACUCAAGGCCCCCCAGCUCUAUGGAGACUUUAGGGGGGCUCGGGUCCUCUGUGCAGAAGUGUGGCCAAGGGCCUGGUGGUCCUUCCAGCCCGUCUACACCCCGGCCGUCCCCAGGCUGGGCCUGGCCGCCGUCUCCUCUCCAGCCCCGACCCGCACCAGAGCCCUGGCGGCUGGGAGUCCCCCCCGCGGCCGCCAGCAGGACCCGAAGAUGCCCCGCUCCAAGACGCCAAGCGCUACUGUGCCUAAAACUCCGGGUCAACCGCGGCCGCCGUCUCUGCUCUUUGCGCAGGUUCUUGGCAGGCCAAAGUCGAGGACGGAAGGGUCCAGGGGACCUGGCGCAAAGGGCGGAGAGGACACAGCCCUAGGGACCUCAGUUCUCCCUCCGGAAGUGUCUGCUUCUCCCUGCAGAUGGGCUUUAAAUUAUUCCCAUAGGGGCCAAUUUCAAAUAAUAAUUUCUUUUCCCUGAUGGAAUUUACCUUAAUCUGUAUAUAACUUGUAAUUUUUUCUAAUUCAUUUCUUUUCUUAUUUUAUUUCUUCCUUAACAGUAUUUUUGGCAUUAGACAUUCUUAUUGUGAAGAAAUAAUGUUAAUAUAAGUAUCUAGUGAAGGACCAAAACCGUGUAA
This is a messenger RNA of Heterocephalus glaber (naked mole-rat), 5879 nucleotides long. RefSeq names its product PR/SET domain 16 (gene Prdm16). Gene Ontology annotation, cellular component: nucleus. Gene Ontology annotation, biological process: regulation of gene expression. Gene Ontology annotation, molecular function: protein binding; histone H3K9 methyltransferase activity. The record is from RefSeq and is a predicted model, not a curated record. NCBI's taxonomy places the organism in Eukaryota, Metazoa, Chordata, Mammalia, Rodentia, Bathyergidae.